Molecule: messenger RNA, 3975 nt
Organism: Neopsephotus bourkii (Bourke's parrot)
Lineage: Eukaryota; Metazoa; Chordata; Aves; Psittaciformes; Psittacidae
Gene: KLHL4
Product: kelch like family member 4
Exons: 11
Coding region: 486-2648 (720 amino acids)
Molecular function (GO): protein binding
Source: RefSeq, a predicted model, not a curated record
CUUCUGUGAAAUGCAGCAUUGCUUAUUAGCAAGCUUGAUGGAAAACCCUGUGAGAUAGAAAGUCUUGUCACUUUAUUUGUAUGUGCUUUCCUGCAUCUUAAGUUGCAGCUUCGGAUCCCUUAGGAUCAUGUGAGGCUAGGUUAUAUAUUAGAGAGCUGUGCUAUAGUACUGUGAGAGUGUAAGCCUAGCAGCUGGGUAGUGUUAUGGUUGCUGCUUUCCUGUGCUAAGCUGAUUUACUUGUUUAAGGUCUGACCUCAUCAUCCUGUCAGUAUGGAUUCCCACCUAUACAGUUAGCAGCAGCUUAGCAUCGGCUUGAAGAGCUUGCAGUAUAUUAAUCAGAAGAGAGAGGGAGAGAGCUACCGGUAUUUGUUCUUUUGUUGUCUUUUCUUAAGAAGAGGAGUUGAAACACAAGAGAUAACAAAGAAUCCGUUUCCUUUCUAAAAGAAUAGGCUUUUUUCUUUUUUUUUUUUCUUUUCCCUGAAAAAAUGUCAGUAUCUGGAAAGAAAGAGUUUGAUGUGAAGCAGAUCCUGAGGCUCCGCUGGAGGUGGUUCAGUCACCCCUCGCAAGGCUCCACAGGCACGGGGGGCUGCCAUCAGCAGGAAGGAUAUGAGCACAGAGGGACACCGAUUCAGAACAGGUUGAAGAACCACGCUCGGGACAGAAAUGGGCUGAAGAAAAAUAGCAGUCCUGUCCACCACAACAUACUAGCACCCGUGCCAGGUCCAACCCCAGUGCACCACCGAUCUAUUCAAACCUGGCAUCAGCAACAUCUCAUUGAACAGCUUCGAUCAUAUGAGGAUAUUCCAAAAACAAGCACAGAGGAAAACUGUGUUAAAGAAGAUUCAAGUAAAACCACACAGGAGUUGCAGAUGAUCACGGAAGAAAAUUCAGAUGAAUCUGCAGAGAGGCUGUCAACGACCACCAGCUCACUCCUUGGAAUGAACACCAACGGCUCAGAUGAAUAUUUCCAGUCUACAAACCAUGCAGAGCAAACAUUCCGCAAGAUGGAGAACUACCUGCAGCAGAAGCAGCUGUGUGAUGUUCUACUUAUAGUUGGAGACCAAAAGAUUCCAGCUCAUAGGUUGGUCCUCAGUGCAGUGUCUGAUUAUUUUGCUGCAAUGUUUACUAAUGAUGUGCGUGAAGCAAAACAAGAGGAGAUCAAGAUGGAGGGAGUAGACCCUGAUGCACUGAAAGCUUUGGUGCGCUAUGCCUACACAGGUAUUCUAGAGUUGAAGGAAGACACUAUAGAAAGUUUGCUAGCUGCAGCUUGUCUUCUCCAGCUAUCCCAGGUUAUUGAGGUAUGCUGCAACUUCCUCAUGAAGCAGCUCCAUCCUUCUAAUUGCUUGGGGAUUCGCUCCUUUGGAGAUGCUCAGGGCUGCACGGAGCUCCUGAAGGUGGCACACACCUACACUAUGGACCACUUCACAGAAGUAAUAAAAAACCAGGAAUUUCUGUUGCUCCCUGCUAAUGAAAUUGCAAAGCUGCUGUCUAGUGAUGACAUCAAUGUUCCAGAUGAAGAAGCCAUAUUCCAGGCAUUAAUGAUGUGGGUGAGGCAUGAUUUGCAAAACCGGCAACGAGACCUAGGAAUGCUUCUUUCUUACAUUAGACUGCCUCUACUUUCCCCCCAGUUACUAGCUGAUCUAGAAAACAGUCCAAUGUUUGCAGACGACUUAGAGUGUCAGAAGCUUCUUAUGGAGGCUAUGAAGUACCACCUCCUACCAGAGAGACGGUCCAUGAUGCAAAGUCCUCGAACUAAGCCUAGAAAAUCUACAGUGGGUGCACUUUAUGCUGUAGGAGGUAUGGAUGCCACUAAAGGUACCACUACAAUUGAAAAAUAUGACCUUAGGACUAACAGCUGGAUACAAAUUGGUACUAUGAACGGUAGACGGUUACAGUUUGGAGUUGCAGUAAUUGACAACAAGCUGUACAUUGUGGGGGGAAGAGAUGGUCUGAAAACAUCUAACAUUGUGGAAUGUUUCAACCCUAUCACCAAAGUCUGGACUAUAAUGCCUCCUAUGUCAACACACAGACAUGGCCUAGGAGUAGCAAUGCUUGAAGGACCAAUGUAUGCUGUUGGUGGCCAUGAUGGAUGGAGUUACCUUAAUACCGUGGAAAGAUGGGAUCCACAAGCACGGCAAUGGAAUUAUGUUGCAAGCAUGUCAACCCCUAGAAGCACCGUAGGGGUUGCAGCAUUAAAUAGCAAACUAUAUGCUGUCGGUGGACGAGAUGGAAGCUCCUGCUUGAAAUCAAUGGAAUGUUUUGAUCCACACACAAACAAGUGGAGCAUAUGUGCUUCCAUGUCUAAGAGAAGAGGCGGUGUUGGUGUUGCAACAUACAAUGGUUUUUUAUACGCUGUGGGAGGUCAUGAUGCACCUGCUUCCAACCACUGCUCUCGACUUUCCGACUGCGUAGAAAGGUAUGAUCCUAAAACAGAUGCUUGGACAACAGUGGCCCCCUUGAGUGUACCUCGGGAUGCUGUUGGAAUUUGUCCUCUGGGGGACAGAUUAUAUGCUGUUGGGGGCUAUGACGGACAUACGUACCUGGAUACCGUGGAGUCCUAUGAUGCUCAAAAUAAUGAGUGGACAGAGGAAGUUCCUGUCAAUAUUGGAAGGGCUGGAGCAUGUGUUGUUGUUGUGAAGUUGCCUUGAAGACUAUAAAUAUUGUGAAACUAAACUGAGUGGAGUUUUGUGAAGUCAGGAAGAUAAGAAACAUUCCAAAACGCAGUACAGACUAUAUACAUCUCAGCAGCCCUCCAUGACAGAGAAAACUUAUCUCUGAGCCAUUAUGCUAUUAGAGCACAGAAGUGUCUUCCCACAUUACAGAAAUCAGAGAAUUUUGCAUAACUGAAUUAUUUUAUUAUGCCUAAUACAUAAAAAAAAAAUCAAAAAUAUGUUUAAAUGGUUCAGGUUUGUUACAAAAGUGUAUCUGUUAUUUAUAAACUGCAAUAGUAAAGUCAUAAAAGGGUGUAUAAGAUUUCAUAAACUUUUUCCUUUUCUAUGGUGGCAGUUAUGAUAAUGCUGAUAAAAAGAGCUUUUUAUACUUUAUGUAAAUGAAAAUGAAUAACAGAGAAAAACCUUCCACCAAGAACUGCACAGAAGGAAAUAUUUGCCCAUCAGUAUCACUGGCAGCAGAAUAUUCUCUGCAGAAGUAACUUCAUUUCUAUUUUAAGAAAUUAAAUUACUAAAUUAACUUUAAAAACAUAUCAGAGAAACAUAGAAUCUGGUUGCUAUUCAACCUCCUGGCACUGUUAGUACUGUAACAGAAUAUCCAUUUUUAGCAGUAUAUUAAAUUGAAUGGUGCAAGAAGUACUAGGCCUAAGGUAUCUUUAUGUUAUUGUGUGCCAACAGAAAGAGAUCUCUUUUGUCAAAACACAAUGCUAACAUAAUUUGCAAUCUUUUUCACAGUGCAUAGAUAUGUGAUAUUUUAAUGCUGAUCAGGGUAUCAGGUUAUUCAUGGAUUUGUCUUUGCCCACUAACCAUCUGUCAGUAGGUGUUAAACUAAUUUGACUAUUUUUGAGAUAAUCACCACACAUUACAUUUUAAAAACAAUCAUAUAAGUACAUUCUUUGAAUAUGACUUACAAAAUUAAACUUUUAUAUCAUAUUGAUAUGACAAUCUUUGACCUCAGCUGAAGAUUACCAGCUUUCUCUCAUGUACAGUUGAAAGAUGGUAAGAAAAAACCCCAACACAUCCACUGUGUAAUGUUCUAUAUCAUUUAUAUGAGCAUGUUAAUGUUUUAUUUGAAAGUAAGGGAAUGCUAAGAAUCAAGAAUAAACAGGGGAAGAAUCACCUCAAAACAGCAGUUAAUAUUCCACAUGCAUGAUGUUUUCUUUUUGUGUGUCAAUUUCUAAUGAAGGUUGAUUUGUUUCUCAUUAAUUUCAUUUCUUUUUGUAAUAUCAAAUGCUGAGAGUGUAUUUUAGAAAAAGAAUGUAUGUAAGAUAUUCUAUGCUGUGAAGCACAAUAUUUGGACAGUACC